AUGACUUCCAACAUUAUCCGCACAUCAUCUUCCUAUCCUCUGGGCAGCAAGGUUCCUGGAGUAACAAACAUCGUCUCUUCCAUUGACGUUGGUGGCAGACCUGGGGCAGAUGUCAAAGCUGCCUCCAUGUGCUUUUCUGCAGCUAUGGCUCACAACAACCGAGUCCGGGUUGGAACCACCUCUCUGGGCCGACCCAGCCUCUGUCUGCCAAACAGCUGCCAGUCAGCCUGUCCCUUACCCGGAACCUUAAACAUCCCUGCCAACAUUGGGAACUGCGGAAAUUAUGGCGAAGGCUUCUUGAAUGGUCACGAGAAGGAGACCAUGCAGUUUCUGAAUGACCGCCUGGCCAACUACCUGGAGAAGGUGCGUCAAUUGGAGCAAGAGAAUGCAGAGCUGGAGACCAAGAUUCAAGAAUGGAGCAAAUGCCAUGAAUCCUUUGUGUGCCCAGAUUACCAGUCCUACUUCAGGACAAUCGAGGAACUACAACAAAAGAUUCUUUGUACCAAGGCUGAGAAUACCCGACUGGUUAUACAAGUGGACAAUGCCAAACUGGCUGCUGAUGACUUUAGAAUCAAGCAUGAAAGUGAACUGUCCCUGCGCAAGCUGGUGGAAGCUGACAUGUGUGGGAUGAACAAGCUCAUGGAUGGGUUAACCCUGGCCAAAUGUGACCUGGAAGCCCAGGUUGAGUCCCUGAAGGAAGAGCAAUUUUCUCUCAAGAGCAACCAUGAGCAGGAGGUCCACAACCUACAGUGCCAGUUGGGAGACAAGCUCCACAUUGAGCUUGACUCAGCCCCACCUGUGGACCUUAACCGAGUGCUGGGUGAGAUGAGGUGCCAGUAUGAGGCCAUGGUGGAGACCAACCGAAACGAUGUGGAGCAGUGGUUCCUCGCUCAGAGUGAGGGUAUCAGCCUGCAGGAGAUGUCCUGUUCAGAGGAGCUACAGUGCUGCCAAUCUGAGCUCUUGGAACUAAGAUGUUCGGUGAAUGCUCUGGAAAUUGAACGCCAGGCUCAGCACAAAAUGAAAGACUGUUUGGAAAACUCCUUGUGUGAAUCUGAGGCUCGCUACAGCACUGAGCUGGCCCAGAUGCAGUAUCUGAUCAGUAAUGUGGAGGAGCAGCUGGCUGAGAUCCGAGCUGACCUCGAGAGGCAGAACCACGAGUACCAGGUGCUUCUGGAUGUCAAAGCCCGGCUGGAGUGUGAGAUCUCCACCUACCGAAAUCUGUUGGAGAGCGAGGACUGCAAACUCCCUUGCAAUCCAUGUGCAACGCCUGCAAACUGUCCUCCCCCACCUUGUGCUCCUCGGCCCAGCGGUGCUCCCAGAACAACCUGCAUCCCUUCUCGCUCAGCCUGUGGCACCAACUUGUCUAAUCGAUUCUGA
Molecule: messenger RNA, 1377 nt
Organism: Gracilinanus agilis (Agile Gracile Mouse Opossum)
Lineage: Eukaryota; Metazoa; Chordata; Mammalia; Didelphimorphia; Didelphidae
Product: keratin, type I cuticular Ha8-like
Exons: 7
Coding region: 1-1377 (458 amino acids)
Molecular function (GO): structural molecule activity
Source: RefSeq, a predicted model, not a curated record